ACGAAAUUAACACUGUGGCAAUCGACAGCGCUGACCACAAUACCUCUUAAGCCUCUUUUUAAUAUACUAGUAUAUGGCGUCUCUCACUAACCUUUAACACAUACACUAUGAGGUCAACGGCGGAAUGUUAGAAAGAAAAUACUGUAGCCACUUUUGAUUUGAAUAUUCUUCAUCAAUCCUCUCUGAAAAUUCUGCCACGUUCUAGAAAAAUCGUUCGCGGUAGCCUCCCUCCCCAAACAAAACCACUUGACAAAACCACUUGCUUAAUGUGGAAGUAGAAGUCUUCUGUUUUUCUGAUCUAUCUGAUCUAUAUAUGCAAGGUAGUGAAGAUCCCAAUUCCCAAUUCCAGUCCAAGGAGAAUGUCCGUCGAGGAAUAGGGAGGAAGAAUUGUACUAUAUUGAUAAUCAAGGAGAGUUACAGGAAAGGCUACAAUAAUAAAGGGGAGAUAAGUGAUGUUUGCUUUCUUAAUUAGCGGAUGCCGAUCUUCGUGAAAGGUCUGACAGUCGAGGUUCAGAGCUUUGACACUGGUAAGCGAAUUAGUUUUGAGGUUGAUAGCUCUGACACUAUUGACAAUGUCAAGGCUAAGAUUCAAGACAAGGAAGGUAUUCCCCCAGACCAGCAGACGUUGUUUUUUGCUGGCAAACGACUUGAAGAUGGGCGGACCAUUGCCGAUUACAAUAUUCAAAAGGAGUCUAUCCCUCAUUUGGUGCUCAGGCUUGGCGGUGCAAUGCAAAUUUUCGUGGAAACUUCUACUGGAAAGGCCAUAACUCUGGAGGUGGACAGUUCUGAUACCAUUGGCACUGUCAAGGCGAAAAUUCAAGAUAAGGAAGGGAUCCCACUGGCUGACCAGAGGCUGAGUUUUGCUGGUAAACAGCUUGAGGAUGGCCGGACUCUUGCAGAUUAUUACAUCCAGAAGGAGUCAACCCUUCACUUGGUGAUGAGGUUGAGGGGAGGAGGAAUGGAAAUAUUCGUGACGACUUCGGAAGGGAGUACCAUUACUCUGGUGUUGACGAGUUCUGCUACCAUCAAGUACGUGAAGGAAGAAAUUCAGUGUAGGAAAGGAAUCCCACCGAAGCAGCAAAGGUUGGUUUUUGCUGGUACGCCUCUUGAGGAUGGUCGCACUCUUGCAGAAUACAAAAUUCCUCACAAGUCUACUCUUCACUUGGUGAGAGUUAUAGGAAAGAUGAAGAUCUCCGCGAAAGCUGAGAGCUCCGACACUAGCAAGCCAAUCAGCCUUGAGGUUGAAAGCUCUGACGCUAUUGACAAUGUCACGGCUAAGAUUCAAGACAAGGAUGGUGUUCCCCCAGACCAGCAGAGGCUGUUUUUGGCUGGCAAACAGCUUGAAGAUGGGCGGACCAUUGCCGAUUACGAUGUUCAAAAGGAGUCCAGCCGUCAUCUGGUGCUCAGGCUUGGUGGUGGAAUGCAAAUUUUCGUGAAAACUCCUACUGGAAAGACCAUAGCUCUGGAGGUGGAGAGUUCUGAUACCAUCGACAAUGUCAAGGCAAAAAUUCAAGAUAAGAAAGGGAUCCCACCGGCUCACCAGAGGUUGAUUUUUGCUGGUAAACAGCUUGAGGAUGGCUGGACUCUUGCAGAUUAUUACAUCCAGGAGGAGUCAACCCUUCAGUUGGUGAUGGAGUGGAGGGGACGAAUGGAAAUAUCUGUGGAAACUUUGAGAGGGAAUACCAUUACUCUGGUGUUGGAGGGUUCUGCUACCAUUGAGAACGUGAAGGCAGAAAUUCUGUCUAGGGAAGGAAUCCCACCGAAAGAGCAAAGGUUGGUUUUUGCAGGUACGCAUCUUGAGGAUGGUCGCACUCUUGAAGACUAUGAAAUUCCUCACAAGUCUACUCUUCACUUGGUGUUCUCUACUUGUGGUGCUUAGGAGGCUAACAUUCACGUGGUGGCUUCUACUGAUUGUCGUGCCGAUAUAGUAAUUUUGUUUGAGGAUUUUAGUGUCAUGAUGAUAGUGGAGUUUUUAUUUUGACUGUAAUGUUCUGAUUUUUUUUUUUUAAUGUAAGGAGAUUAUGGCUGAGUUUGUUUUAUUG
Molecule: messenger RNA, 2042 nt
Organism: Coffea arabica (coffee)
Lineage: Eukaryota; Viridiplantae; Streptophyta; Magnoliopsida; Gentianales; Rubiaceae
Source: RefSeq, a predicted model, not a curated record